Messenger RNA from Penicillium robsamsonii, 1335 nucleotides. RefSeq names its product FAD/NAD(P)-binding domain-containing protein. The record is from RefSeq and is a predicted model, not a curated record. The transcript has 2 exons. The coding region runs from base 1 to 1335 and encodes 444 amino acids. Gene Ontology annotation, molecular function: monooxygenase activity; FAD binding. Lineage: Eukaryota; Fungi; Ascomycota; Eurotiomycetes; Eurotiales; Aspergillaceae. Gene Ontology annotation, biological process: secondary metabolite biosynthetic process.
AUGCACGCGGCCAUCCAGAAUCUAGAGAUAUGCAUUAUCGGUGCAGGCAUCGGUGGUCUUACCACCGCGCUGUCAUUGGUAAAGAAAGGAUUCCAAAAUGUUCAGGUCUAUGAAAAUGCUCCAGCCCUCGGCUUUGUCGGUGCAGGGAUUCAAAUGGCACCAAAUAUGGCUCGGAUCUUAACGCACCUUGGGAUCUGGGAGAAAAUAGCGACGGACGGGGUAGCUAUGGAGUUCUAUAGCAUUCGAGAUGGUUCUUCUGGAAAUAAUAUGGGACUUGUGGAUUGCAGAAACAUUGAAACAGAAUAUGGGUACCGCCAAACUGGUGGUCACAGAGCAACCUUGGUCAAUGUCCUUUAUGACGCAUGUGUACAGAACGGGGUGAAGUUCACCUUUUCAUCUACAGUGAAUCCGUCAUCAGAGUUCACGGAAAGACCAACGUUUUCGGUGACUACUGGUGACGGUGCGCCUUAUCAAGUGCAAUGUGACAUUCUGCUAGGUGCAGAUGGCAUCAAAUCCAACACUCGCCAGGCUAUACUCAAGAAGCUAAAUGUGGAGGCGGGAGUCAAAGAAACCGGGCAAGCCGCAUACCGCAUCAUGUUGACACGGGAGCAGAUGCAACAUGAUCCAGAGCUUCUAGCUUUGCUAGAUGGAGACCAGACCAUUCGAUGGAUUGGGGAAAAGCGCCAUAUUGUCGCUUACCCUAUUUCCCAACGGAGCAUUUACAACAUCUCAACAACCCAGCCUGAUGUUAAUUUCGCAGCUGCAGCCUCGGCAACUUAUACAACAAGAGGGUCCAAAUCAGCAAUGAUGUCUGUGUAUGGCGACUUUUGCCCUCUCGUCUUGCGGAUGUUGGAUCUCGCACCGGAUGAGGAAAUUGUUGAAUGGAAGUUGCAUGUCCACGAUCCCUUGCCCACUUGGCAUCAAGGGUCUGUUGCUCUCGUCGGGGACGCCUGCCAUCCGACCCUUCCACACUUAGGUCAGGGGGCUGCUCAGGCUGUUGAAGAUGGCGCUGUUCUUUCUAUAUUCUUGUCUGCUCUGCCUGAUACAUCCCCUAUAAAUAUCAACAAAGCUCUCUCGGAGUAUGAGAAGGCGAGGAAGAUUCGAGCUGAAACUCUCGUUGGUUUGGCUGCGGAGUCAUCACGGGAACUUCAUCUAGGACCCGGCAAAGCACGCGAGGAGCGAGAUCGGGCAUUCAGAGCAAUGAAGACCGGAGUUCCAGGGAAAGUACCGGAUAAGGUGAUGGAUGUGGAUGUCCAUAAAAUGACAUACGGGUUUGACUGUGUGAAGGAUGCAAUGGAAAGGGUUCUGGCAGUAUUUGGAAAGGGAGAUAACUGA